UUUCACCUGUACCGACAUCGCUGUGUUUUCCCAAAAAUUACAAUUUGUAUGAAACCAGUCUUUCUUGGCUUGGGGAACCUGUCCGUGUAUUCCGCCCACAAACAAUUAAUGAAACUUUCUAUUUUUUAUGAAGAUUAUUUCUUGUACUUGCUUGUUCUGCACCUUGUACAAACAGUUUUUUUUAAACCUUCACAGAACAAAAUUCCCGUCUUCUGUCCUGGACUCACGGACGGUGCGCUAGGCGAUGUUCUGUUCAGUCACACAUUUCGCACGCCCGGAUUCCGUGUUGAUAUUGUCGAGGAUGUGCGACGAAUAAACUUACUCGCUAUUUACUCUCGUGCUACGGCCAUGAUCGUCUUGGGUGGUGGGAUCGUAAAGCACCACACAUUCAAUGCCAACCUAAUGCGUAACGGAUCGGAUUACGUGGUUCUGAUUAACACUGGGCAGGAGUUUGAUGGCAGCGAUUCCGGAGCACGCCCCGACGAGGCAGUAAGCUGGGGCAAGAUUCGUGGAGCGGCGGAACCUAUCAAAAUCACCGGAGAUGCUUCUCUCAUUUUCCCCUUGCUUGUUGCCUGUACAUUCGCCAAACACCAGCAAAAACGAGUCACCACUUGA
Messenger RNA from Echinostoma caproni, 615 nucleotides. The record is from the annotation of a GenBank genome assembly. NCBI's taxonomy places the organism in Eukaryota, Metazoa, Platyhelminthes, Trematoda, Plagiorchiida, Echinostomatidae.